Molecule: messenger RNA, 579 nt
Organism: Aureococcus anophagefferens
Lineage: Eukaryota; Pelagophyceae; Pelagomonadales; Pelagomonadaceae
Exons: 1
Biological process (GO): double-strand break repair via homologous recombination; error-prone translesion synthesis
Cellular component (GO): zeta DNA polymerase complex; nucleus
Molecular function (GO): DNA binding; DNA-directed DNA polymerase activity; nucleotide binding
Source: RefSeq, a predicted model, not a curated record
AUGCUGCGCGAGAUCCUGGCCGCGCGCAUCAUGACGAAGCAGGCGCUGAAGCGCGCGCGGGGGAAGCGGCGGGGCACGCUCGCGCGGGUCUUGGACGCGCGGCAGCUCGCGCUCAAGCUGCUGGCCAACGUGACCUACGGCUACACGGCGGCGAGCUUCAGCGGGCGCCAGCCCUGCGCGGACCUCGCCGACGCCAUCGUCGACUCCGGGCGGAAGACGCUCGAGGCCGCGAUCCACGUCGCGGGCGGCUACGGCGCGGAGCUUCCCGUGAAGUACGGCGACACGGACUCCAUCUUCGUCGAGUGCCGCGGCAUGAGCGUCGAGGGCGCCCGGGAGCACGCGCUGCGGCGCAUCAAGGACGUCGUCGACGCCGGCACGCCGCCGGGCGUGGAAUUGAAGUUCGAGUACGUCUUCGACGGUUGUGUUUUAGUCACCAAGAAGCGCUACGUCGGCUACGCGGUCGAGGACCCGGGCGGCGCGCCCCAUUUACUGGUCAAGGGCCUCGAGGUCAAGACGCGGGACAACUGCGACUUCGUGCGCCACCGUCUCGAAGUCUGCGUGCGCGAGCUGCUGCGGCAC